AAGUGUAUUUCUGGGAGAACCUAGAGCACUUAAGGGCCUGAGUUUGCUGUGCUGCCUGGUGAUCAAAGAGAAGGAUGGUUCCAGAGCUUGCCUAAAGCUGGCCCUGAACUAAAUCCAGGAGCAACAAAGACACCAGCAGAGUGGGAGAAAGAACAAGAGCAGAGAAGAGCAAACAGACUCCCUUGGUCGUGGAUGUAGCAGAAGCCAGCUGCAGCGAUGGACUGGCACUCCCUCAGGAGAGCUGCCCUGCUGCUCACGUUCCUGGUGGUGCUUGAAGUUAACAGUGAAUUUCAAAUCCAGGUAAGAGAUCAUAACGCCAAAAAUGGUACCAUCAAGUGGCAUUCCAUCAGAAGGCAGAAACGAGAAUGGAUCAAGUUCGCUGCAGCCUGUCGGGAAGGUGAAGACAACUCAAAGAGAAACCCAAUUGCCAAAAUUCAUUCAGAUUGUGCUGCAAACCAACAAGUGACAUACCGAAUCUCUGGAGUAGGAAUUGACCAGCCACCUUAUGGAAUCUUUAUUAUUAAUCAAAAAACUGGUGAAAUCAAUAUAACAUCUAUUGUUGAUCGUGAAGUCACCCCCUUUUUCAUUAUCUACUGUCGAGCACUGAAUGCACAAGGUCAAGAUCUGGAGGAUACACUGGCGCUUAGAGUCAGAGUGAUGGAUAUAAAUGACAACCCUCCCGUGUUUUCAAUGACUACAUUUCUAGGACAAAUAGAAGAAAAUUCUAAUGCAAACACACUGAUAAUGAAACUCAAUGCUACCGAUGCUGAUGAGCCAAAUAACUUGAACUCAAUGAUAGCCUUCAAGAUCAUAAGACAGGAGCCUUCUGAAUCACCCAUGUUCAUCAUCAACAGAAAAACUGGAGAAAUCAGAACAAUGAAUAAUUUUCUAGACAGAGAGCAAUAUAGCCAGUAUACCCUUGUGGUGAGAGGCUCAGACCGUGAUGGUGGAGCAGAUGGCAUGUCUGCAGAAUGCGAGUGCAGCAUCAGCAUCCUGGAUGUCAAUGACAAUAUCCCAUACUUGGAGCAGUCAUCUUAUGACAUCAAAAUUGAAGAAAACGCACUACACUCCCAGCUAGUGCAGAUCAGAGUCAUUGAUUUGGAUGAAGAAUUCUCAGACAACUGGAAGGCAGUCAUUUUUUUUAUCUCUGGAAAUGAGGGAAAUUGGUUUGAAAUAGAAAUGAAUGAAAGAACAAAUGUAGGAACUCUAAAGGUUGUCAAGCCCCUAGAUUAUGAAGCCAUGAAGAAUGUACAGCUUAGUAUUGGUGUUAGAAACGUAGCUGAUUUCCACCAGUCAAUUCUUGCUCAAUAUAGACUCACAGCAACUAUGGUCACUGUGACUGUGGUAAACGUGGUCGAGGGCUCCGUGUUCCGGCCAGGUUCAAAGACGUUUGAAAUAACUGGUAAAAUGGAUGCAAACCACAAGGUGGGACAGUUUGCAGCUACAGACCUGGACACGGGUCUAGAGUCCACAAAUGUUAGAUAUGUAAUGGGAAAUAACCCAGAGAACCUGCUGGCUGUUGACUCAAGAACAGGCAUACUAACUUUAAGAAACAAAGUUACUAGGGAACAAUAUGAAAGGCUUAAUGGGAGAUAUGAAGGAACACUGCUAUCAAUAGAUGAUUCCCUUCAGCGGACCUGCACUGGGACAAUCAUCGUUCAACUUAGUGGCUCUGUCUGGGAAAAGGAUCAAGGUGGUGGAAAAGACCGUGAGGAUGGACAAGUGACUGAUGGACGAGUGACUGGUGAUUAUCAAAGAACUUCCACUGAGGAUCCACGACGUACCACAAUACGGGAAGACCCCUACGGCCCUAACACUGACUCUUACCAAAAUCCUGACAUCCCAGCAUACGGAGACAAUGUUCACUUCGGUCCUGCAGGCAUCGGGCUGCUCAUCAUGGGGUUCCUAGUCUUAGGAUUGGUUCCAUUCUUGCUGAUCUGCUGUGAUUGUGGAGGAGCUCCUGGUGGUGGAGCUGGAUUUGAACCUGUUCCAGAAUGUUCUGAUGGAGCAAUGCACACGUGGGCAGUAGAAGGGCCACAACCUGAACCCCACGAUGGUAUAACCACCAUCUGUGUGCCACAAAUGCCACCUGGUAAUGCCAAUAUUAUAGAAUGUAUUGACAACUCAGGAGUUUAUACAAAUGAAUAUUGUGGCAGAGAAAUGCAAGAUCUGGGAGGAGAAGAAAGAACUACAGGAUUCGAACUAAUGGAUGGAGUCAAAGCGUCAGCCGCACCUGAGAUAUGCCAGGAAUAUUCAGGAACGUUAAGAAGAAAUUCAAUGAGAGAAUGUAGAGAUGGAGGUCUCAAUAUGAAUUUCAUGGAAAGUUACUUCUGCCAGAAAGCCUAUGCUUACGCGGACGAAGAUGAAGGACGUCCAUCCAACGACUGUUUGCUCAUCUAUGACAUCGAAGGUGUAGGUUCCCCUGCAGGCUCCGUGGGAUGCUGCAGCUUCAUUGGAGAAGAUCUAGAUGAAAGCUUCCUGGAUACCUUGGGGCCUAAGUUUAAGAAGUUGGCAGAUAUCAGCUUGGGAAAAGAAAUAGAUUCAUACCCAGAUCCCGAUCCUUCCUGGCCUCCUCAGAGCACUGAACCAACAUGCCCCCAGCGUACAGAGCCCGUUGUUAGUGGACACCCACCCAUCUCCCCACAUUUUGGCACUACCACAGUAAUUUCUGAGAACACCUAUCCCUCUGGCCCUGGAGUACAGCAUCCUAUGCCAAUUCCUGAUCCUCUGGGCUAUGGUAAUGUCACUGUGAGGGAGUCCUAUACCACCUCUGGCACUCUGAAGCCCUCUGUCCACUUUCAUGAUAACCGGCAGGCUUCAAAUGUGGUGGUGACAGAGAGGGUGGUGGGCCCCAUCUCUGGUGCUGAUUUGCAUGGGAUGUUAGAGAUACCCGACUUAAGAGAUGGAUCAAAUGUUAUAGUGACAGAAAGGGUAAUAGCACCAGGCUCAAGUCUACCCACCUCACUAACCAUUCCUAACCCUCGAGAGACCUCAAAUGUAGUUGUGACAGAAAGAGUGAUCCAACCAACUUCCGGCAUGAUAGGCAACCUAAGCAUGUCCCCUGAGUUAUCAAGUGCCCACAACGUGAUUGUGACAGAGAGAGUGGUUUCUGGUGCCGGUGUGAGUGGCACCACUGGGUUAGGUGGGAUUGGAGGCAUAGGCAGCAGUGGCCUGGUUGGCACCACCAUGGGUGCUGGUGGUGUGGGUCUGAGUGGAGCUGGAGUAGGUGAUGGUGGCACUGGGCUGAGCAUGGGAGGAGCAGCCACUAUUGGUCACAUGAGGAGUUCCUCUGACCAUCACUUUAGCCAGACAGUUGGAUCUGCCUCCCCUAGCAUGGCUCGAAGUCGAAUUACCAAGUACAGUACAGUACAGUAUACCAAGUAGUCAUGGUCCCAGAGUACUGUUCACCACCAUCUCUGUGAUUUACACCCAACUCCUGCUCCCCCCCGCAAUCUAACAGUGCAAUUUAUGAUGCAGAGCAGGCUAUAGGAGACCUGUGGAGUAGGAAGAGCCACAGUGGCAGUAACGCAUGGAAACAGCAUCAUGGGGAAGAGUACUCCCUAGCACUGGUAAACUUCUUUCUUCUAUUAACACUAAAUGAAAUAAUGAACUUGAGGUACAAUCUUAUUUGUGGCUCUGUGGUCUACAGGGUUGUUUUGGGUUUUUGGUUUUUAAUGUGUGCCCUAUAGGGUGUCACCAGCAUGUUAAAUAAAUAAAAUGUGGCUACAUAAAACCUCUGGCUCUAAAUGGCAAUCGGAAGAGUUCUUCUUGCUGUUCAGAAAUUAACCAAAAAGGUUUCAAUGUGUAGCUUGAGCUCACAUAGGUGAGGAAAAUCUGACAUUUCUUUAACACAUGCCUUGUCUGUUUCACAGGUAAUACAAAUUAAAAACCCUUCCACAGAUUCAGGCUAGGAUUAAUAAAAUUCUAAUUACAUAGUCAUGUACAUAAGAUACCAGUUAUUCUUACCAUGACCACACCUAAACUUCAUUAGAUGAAUUCAUUUUCAAACUAAGAAAUCUGUUCUAGGAGGAAAGCCCAUAGACAGUAACAAUAUAGGGAGACUCGUUUAGCACAAACUACGCCUGAAUCUCAACAUGUGGCUUUAGUUAAGUCUCCUGUAGAGUCAGGGACGUUCCUGGCUCCCAUUGUGUUUCAUAGGUGUGACUUUGAAGAAUAUUACUUACUGGGUAAAUGAAGGGCACCAUGCUCAUUUUUGCCUUUCCACUGUAGUUGAAGGGAAAGUUGCAAAUGACACAUGACAUGACUGCUGCCCUCACAAGUGUUAACUUUCCUCCCUAGUACAGACAGGACAGUAUUAUAUCUUCAGUCUAGGCAGUAAGUCAUACUCGUUCCUGUGCAGCUCUUCAGUGCAUAAGUGCAUAGUUAAGAUAACGUACCUAAGCUGAGCUGUUGGGAGGAAGCUGGCAGUGUGGCUAAGCUUCGGGGUAAUUUUUCAAGGGGAUCCGAGGAAGGGGAACUGUUUUUAGAACAUGAAAACUGUCUUAAGUGGGAAAUGUUAGAAAAUAAUUGCUCAGUAAAGGAAAACCAUAUGAUUAGAUAUUGUUGAGAUUAGUGUCAUCCUUUUAAUGACCCUCUGCUGCCAUUUGGAAGUGAUUAACCAGGACUCUUUACCAGAAUUGAUGUUACUUCAGAAAGAGUGAUGUGGUUACUAGACAAUCCCAUUCCUUAUCUAAAAUGUGUCCUGCAUACAACUUUGAAGUUUCUCAUUUGAUUUGUCAAUGAGCUCUAGCUUCUAAGCAUUCUGACUUAAAGACAGUUUACAAGUUAUAGUAUGAUAUAUUUUUCUAGCUUUGAAAUUUAGUAAUGUACUAUUUAUGAUGUGUUGUUUCUGUAUGUUUGCCAAUUGGUGUUUCCUGGUUUAAAAUCUCUCAGAAGAAUCAAAGCUUUCUAAGAGACAGGUACAUUUACUAUUGCAGGGUAGAGGAAUCUUUUCUUGCUUUUAAACUCAAUGUUAAAAUAAGUUCACUAAAGUAAAAUGGUAUACAUAUGGCAAAAUAAGAGUGGGGAAAAUCCUAGCCCUGAGUUGUGAAUUAUAUACAACUUUUAAAGAUGUGUUCAUCCCCUGACCAUUCAUUUCCCAGAGUGUCACAGGAUCACAGCAUCAUUGUCCAGCUUCCAGCAUUAUCAAAGACUUCAGAGUGAUUGAUUACUCCAGCAAGAGCUGCUUUGUUCUAUAUAAAAGCAGAUACGGUGAAUAUUAAAGACCCCAAAAUGUCUAAUUUUAGCUGUAUAGAACAUGUAAUGUUUUGCUAACAUGUAACAAGCCAAACUGCAGAGGCAUAAUUAAAGUCCCUCAAAGGAGUCUUUAUUUUAUUGUGUUCUAAAAUGUAGGGUAAUGCACUGAGGAUACGGUUUGGUUGAGGGGGCAGUGUUAUGUUUGUUUUUAGAGAUAAACUCAAAAGACAUUUGUUGAAAUAUACUUGAAGAUACCUAGGUUUGGAAGUUUGAACAGAUAGAAAUGAUUAAUAUAGUUUUCCUUCCUUCCUUUGUUCAUUUAUUAAUCCAAAGGAAAGUGUACUUGUUGCCUUGAUGUGCUGUAUCUUUACUGUAUAUUUUCUUAGUUGCCUGAUGAAUUCCAAAUAUUUUUCAUUGCCUAACAAGUGGUAAUAUGGCGAUCUGUAAUAAAUGUGAUCAACGUUCAUCAGUUAUAUAAAACCUGGGAAAAUAAAACUUUAAAUAACAAACUUGUCUUCCUUCUUCCUGGGACAGUUAACUUCGGAUCAAACUAUUUCUUUCAUGACUGUACAAUGGGCCCUGUUUAGUCCUGCAUCUUACAGUGCUGUUUUUUAAAAACACAUCACUGCAUCACUGAAAGGCUGUUUCUCAUCUCACAUCACUGAAAGGCAGUUGUUCAUGGAUGGCCUUUGGGCAGGAUUUUGCUUCUCUCUUUCCAUGCUGUAAUCUGAACUACUAGUGUUAUUCCACAGGUAUAGGAGAGAGAUGUAAUCCUUUCACAAAUAAAUAGCUAAAUUUGUGAUUCAUAAACCAGGCUGAAUUUUAAAUCAACACGCUUUUAAUCAAAAGAAGAAGUAAAUAGUACCAUAAUAAUAUUCAUAUGUGUUUUGAAAAUAAAGCAAAACACAACGUAUAGCUUUCUGAAGAAGGAGUCCACAGGGACAGAAUCAAAUGUGUCACAAAUGCUUCAUUGUUGACUAUAAACCAAAUAACACACUCAGCUGAUUUUGACAUCUAACUCUCGAAAUGUCUUUUGCGUGCUGUUUGCCUCCAUGUGCAAUGUCCUAUUUCACUCAAUGUAAUGUGCUGACAGAAUUUUAAUCAUGCAUUUUCAAAAAUUACACUUGAGUAAUGUUUUCAGUUACAUUUAUUUCUGAAUUCAUGCCAAGAUUUGGUUGGCAACCAAUAUGUCUUAAAUGACUUUAGUAGAACCUUUAAAAACCUUAUAGUCUCCUUUGAAAGAUGUUGAGAAUCCAAGUAAACUCUAAAGUGCUUAGAGCAUUUUUCCAUGUGUUUAAUAAGUUCCAACACUCGGGAUAGUUCUGGUAUUUGUAGGAUCCACUGCACAUAGCCAUGGGAUGAUCACAAUGUAGCCCUUGAAACUCAAUCUGCCUUCUGCCUCCAGAUCAUUCAUUUUGUGUUAGGAGGAAGCUUAAGUAGAUCAACCUACCAUGCAGCAAGUACUUUGAAAUGAUGAAUAAUUUAUUGUUCAAUUCUCUAUAUUAUCAUCCGUUUAGUUGUAUUUGCAUAAACACUCUGUGACCAAAAUGUACUUACCUUAUUUUUCUUACACAGUUUCCCGAGCAUUUUAAAUUCUCAAAACCACCUUUUGCAGUGUUUAAAGCAAAGUUGUAUUCUUUCUAUACAAAUAUUUGGGGAUGGUUUGGCUGCUAGCUCCUUGCUUUAUCAUCUGUUGACUGUUUUAAGACAGUUUGUAAUUUCUCAAUAGCUGUGUUUCUAACAAUAAAAUGAUUGACAUGC
This is a messenger RNA of Grammomys surdaster, 6957 nucleotides long. RefSeq names its product desmoglein 1 (gene Dsg1). The transcript is spliced from 16 exons. Gene Ontology annotation, molecular function: calcium ion binding; gamma-catenin binding. Gene Ontology annotation, biological process: homophilic cell-cell adhesion. Bases 217 to 3384 code for a protein of 1055 amino acids. Gene Ontology annotation, cellular component: plasma membrane; desmosome. The record is from RefSeq and is a predicted model, not a curated record. NCBI's taxonomy places the organism in Eukaryota, Metazoa, Chordata, Mammalia, Rodentia, Muridae.